GAACGAGAAACGAGAAAACGAGAUUACGAGAAAACGAGAAAACGAGAAAACGAGAAAACGAGAAAACGAGAAAACGAGAAAACGAGAAAACGAGAAAACGAGAAAACGAGAAAACGAGAAAACGAGAAAACGAGAAAACGAGAAAACGAGAAAACGAGAAAACGAGAAAACGAGAAAACGAGAAAACGAGAAAACGAGAAAACGAGAAAACGAGAAAACGAGAAAACGAGAAAACGAGAAAACGAGAAAACGAGAAAACGAGAAAACGAGAAAACGAGAAAACGAGAAAACGAGAAAACGAGAAAACGAGAAAACGAGAAAACGAGAAAACGAGAAAACGAGAAAACGAGAAAACGAGAAAACGAGAAAACGAGAAAACGAGAAAACGAGAAAACGAGAAAACGAGAAAAUUAUAUUAAAUAA
Entamoeba invadens IP1 is the source of this 423-nucleotide messenger RNA. RefSeq lists its product as hypothetical. Lineage: Eukaryota; Evosea; Mastigamoebida; Endamoebidae. The annotation marks the transcript as partial. The record is from RefSeq and is a predicted model, not a curated record. The transcript has a single exon.